This is a messenger RNA of Fopius arisanus, 3810 nucleotides long. Its product is annotated as proclotting enzyme. NCBI's taxonomy places the organism in Eukaryota, Metazoa, Arthropoda, Insecta, Hymenoptera, Braconidae. The record is from RefSeq and is a predicted model, not a curated record. The transcript has 10 exons. The coding region runs from base 238 to 1947 and encodes 569 amino acids. Gene Ontology annotation, molecular function: serine-type endopeptidase activity. Gene Ontology annotation, biological process: proteolysis.
GUCAGGACUGUCCCUGCAACUACCAACGAUUUCACCCACUCCCUAUUCGAUUUUUGCCGGCUCAACACCAAAACAAGAGGUGAUCCGGAGACAUUCCUCCCAGAGGGAAUAAUUACCCUUGUUAGAUCCACGAGAAUAGUGAAUUUUUCGUUGAGUUCUUCAGUUAUUUCUUUUUCCUCGUGUGAAACAUUUAAGUGGUGAUAUUCUUCCUGAAAUUGUAAUGCUAGUGGAUAAAUAAUGAUAUUUACACUGAGGAUGUCUUCAUGGGUGCUGGGAAUUUUUAUCGCUUCACUAUCGACACUGGGGGCUUGGACCUAUAAUGAGGAGUAUCCGCAGUAUCUUCACCCUCCUGCCUAUGGAGUCCGGCCUCAACAGUCGCACAAUCCCUUGAGGAGAUGGAGUGAUUCCUGGGACGAUGGACCCCGGAGAAGUCAUGCUUACCGUCGAGAGACAGAACCCUCGAAGAUCCAAUACACGAGAUUAAUUCGACAAUCAGAACCCAAGUCUGACCCACUGAUGACAAUUAGCGAGACCCUUGGAGCUCUUAAUACAGUCGGUAAUUACAUAGUCAACAUGACGAGGGGAAUGGAUUCGGAGAGGCCGCCAAAAGAGUUACCUUCUGCCAUUUACACCAUUUCGAAGAAUAUUCUGGGAAGAAAUGUGACUGACAGCAUUGCACCUCUGGUACGAGGGGUGACACUGCCUCUGAGACCUGCGACAACAUCUACGACAACCCCUGAAACACACAAUGCACCUGCAGGCGAAACAGUCGUUAAUAGGGACAAAGAGAGUGCCUCUUCUACUUGCACCACCUCUGAGGGAGGUCCUGGCAAGUGCCAGGAUUUGAGUAAUUGUCCACAACUCCUCUUGGAUCUCACCAAACUGAGGCAAUCACUGUGCUUCAAGAGCUUGUUCGUUCCUGGGGUUUGUUGUCCUUUUGAUAGGGCCGAUGGAUCCAGCAGUGUCAGCUCAACGACGAGUUCAUCAGUCAGUGAAAGUGGACGUCCCCCACGGCCAUCUCACCGUCCACUGAAGCCAGUGACACCACGACCCAUUCCUCUCUAUCCGAUAGCAACUUCCUCUCCAAGUACUGUGCUUAAACCUCUCCCGACAGGAAACAGCUCCAAUAACCUCGAGGGGGUCGACAGCAUUGAGAACAAUUUCAUUCAAGACGACGAAGAAUGUGGAGUGAGGAACGCUGGAAAAUAUCGAGUUGUUGGAGGAGAAGAGGCUCUUCCAGGACGUUGGCCCUGGAUGGCAGCAAUUUUUCUCAGUGGAACUCGAAAAACUGAGUUCUGGUGCGGAGGCUCUCUGAUUGGCCCUCGUCACAUAUUAACUGCUGCCCAUUGCACCAGGGAUUUGCGCCAAAGACCGUUCGCAGCGCGGCAAUUUACAGUACGUCUAGGCGACAUAGAUCUUGAACGUGACGACGAGCCAUCAUCUCCAGAGACUUACCAAGUGAAGGCAGUCCGCGCACACGAUAAAUUCUCCCGUGUUGGUUACUACAACGACAUCGCCGUACUAGAACUGACUAGACCUGUGAGAAAAUCUCCUUAUGUCAUACCAAUCUGCUUGCCCCAAGGUCGCUACCUCUCGGAGGCUUUUGCUGGUGCAAGACCUACUGUCGUCGGAUGGGGAACCACUUAUUACGGGGGAAAGGAGAGCACAGUGCAAAGACAAACAGUUCUGCCUGUGUGGAGGAACGAGGACUGUAACGCCGCAUACUUUCAGCCAAUAACUGGCAAUUUCCUGUGUGCUGGAUACAGCCAGGGUGGCAAGGACGCCUGUCAGGGAGAUUCAGGAGGUCCUCUGAUGCUCAGGGCGGAGGGCAAAUGGAUGCAAAUUGGAAUCGUAUCCUUUGGUAAUAAAUGCGGAGAACCUGGAUAUCCUGGUGUCUAUACCAGAGUCACUUCCUACGCCGAUUGGAUCAAAACUAAUGUCAAUUGAGCAUUUUCCUCGCUUUCUUCCAUUUUUCAGGAUUCAAGUAGAUUUUUCAGAUUCAUGCUUUUAUAUUCAUUUUAUUGGGAACAAUUUCUCUUCAAUGCACUUAUGUUAAAUUUCUCUUGAAAUUUUCUGAAGAAAAGGUUGAUUGUUUUUCGCCAACUCAUUCAAAUGACAUUUAUCUGCGUUUCGAGAGACAGGGUGGGAUAAAAUGAAACAAUGUCUUUACAUUUUGCAAUAGAAAAUUGAAUGGGUCUAGUGAAAAUGACACAAUUUUAGGAUAACAUUAGCCGAACGUACUGCAAUUAUUUUAAUGCAAUGUCGGUAUAAAAAUUUCUAUCUGUAUUUGUACAUCAUGUGCCAUUUUACCCCGUUCUGCAUUCCUCUGCUCCUUUCGCCUACCAAAUCAGUUGAUACCUUGAAUAUUCAUUGAAACUCAAACUUUGCCAGUCUAAAUGACUAACAAAAAUACAAUCUGUCUAAAAAAUCUUCAAUUUGAAGAGCAGACACUGGAGACAUUGUCUAUUGCUGAUUGAAUUUUCGACAGAAACUGUCUUUGGAAAUUUCGGAAAUUUCGAGAAGCUUCUAACAGCUUCUAUGCAUCCGCAUAAUACGCUUUAGAGGAAUAUCGUGAGAAUCAUAUAUUAGAGAAUCCUGGGUAAAAGAUCAUUAGUCGUCUGAACAAUCCCUCAAUUUCUCUCCAGCAGUUUGUGCGAAAGAAGUCCAUUUUUUAACAACCCGUAGGUUUUAUACCAUUCAAUUCUUAGUACAAGUUCAAAUUUGUUACAAGCUCAAUAUAAACUCCUAUUAUUCGAAAAUGUUGGGAUGUAAAAAAAAAUCAGAGAAAAAUAUUAGAAUAUUUUGGAACUAUUGACCGAAAUAUAUGUUUGCAUACACUUGAAUCUCUUAAAAAUUUGUAAUGAGAACUGGGAAAUAGCAGUCAUUCGUGACUUAAUAUCAUAUUUAUAUUUCUCGAGUCAUUGAAAGAGGGACACGAUUCAAUAAAUUUCAUAGCGGCCCACGGGCUACUUAAGUGGAACACAGCAAAUCUAUUGUGAGAAUUGAAUUAUUCUCCGCUCGACUUGUUUUUUAAUACGAAAAUUAUAGGAGUGGGAAGAAUAUUGUAUUCUGCUCUGUAUCACUUGAGGUGGAGUUUCAGAAGAUUGAGACCGAGAAUUUUUGUUAUCUGUACAUAAUAUCUGCAAGUUUUAAGCAGUAAUGGCCGAGUAUAUUAUAUUAAUAAAUUAUUUAAAUGUAUUAUAAUUUGAUAUCUGUACAUUGUGUGAUAGCAAUAAAAUUCGUCGAAUUCGAAACAAUUGAGUUGUAGUUUUUGGAGUUUAUUCACUGACAUUUAGGUUGCUUCCAAAAUUAUCAAGUUUUAACGUCAAUUAUGGAAAAUUCCAAUAAAAUAAAGGGAGGUAAGAAAGGAGAGAGUGCCUCGACCGAGGACUUGAAGAACAUUAUUAAACAAAUGAUUAAAAAGGCGCUGGAUGAUAAUGAUCACAUGCUGAAGCUCCACAAAAAAGUCUGUGAGGAAUGGUCAUCAUUUCUUGAAUACAAACCUCCAAAUAUCCCAACGAAGUAUCCCCCCCCGAAGAAAAAAUCUCCAAUGACAAUAAACGUGCGAAAAAAAAUGGAAAAAUGCGAACCGAUGGGAGGAAGUACCUCAAAUCCCUCAAAGACCAAAAAAAUCAUGCAAAGGACACCGGAAAAUCGGCCAAAGAUUCAAAAGCUCUUGAAACAAGAAGAAAACGCACAGAAAAUGAAGGAGGAAGAGAAUAACGCACAGUUGCGGAGGGAGAGAGCGUGGGAAUUCUACCAUCAACAGAAGAGAGUGCAGAAAGGCUGGAAGAUGCGUAAGAACUGGGA